GAACAACUAUUGUUUUACUAUUUCUAUUAUUCAAUUUCUUUCCAAGAUUUUGCUUUAUAUAAAACAUCUGGUUAUCAUAUAUAAAACAUCUGGUUAUCAUAUAUAAAACAUCUGGUUAUCAUAUAUAAAACAUCUGGUUAUCAUAUAUAAAACAUCUGGUUAUCAUAUAUAAAACAUCUGGUUAAAUCAGAUUUAAUUUUUUAGAGAAUUUAAAAUUUGAAGUCAUGAUCUAUGCAUAUACAGUUUUGUUGUUAUGCUUGGUAUCGACGACGUUCAUAUGGACGGCAGUUAUUAGUGAUGACAAUUUGCAAGACUAUGACGAUUUAAAAAAAGAUAUUGUUAAUGAAAUUGAUAAACAGUUUGAUGAUGAUAUUUUCGAAGAAUCUUUGGAAGAUGACCAAAGCACGGACGCAAAGUUCUUGGAUGAACAUAUCGGAAAGAUCUAUUCGAUUGAAUCACGUGAUUACAGUUAUUAUCGACUUGGUUCAAAUGGUCCUUCAAUUAAUUUGUAUUCAAAUGGUGUUGAGAAAUUCAAAGUUGUUAAAGGAUUAAAUGGACGACCUGACUCAAUUUCUUUACAAUCAGUGAAGGAAACCAAUAAGUACAUAAGUCAACAAAAUUUUGUUAUCCAAUUACUUCCAUUAGAAGUUAACUCAAAUCAGUUCAAAAACAGUUCUUCUUUUAUCAUCAGAAAUGACAAAUAUUUUACAGGCUACUUUGCAUUAGAAUCUUCAGGUUACCCUGGGUACUUUCUCCAUUCUCAAUUAUAUUAUGUUACAAAAUUGGUAAAAUCGACCUCCAAGUUAGAAUAUUAUCAAAGCUUCAGAUUCGUACAAUUAGGAAAUACACAUAUUGGUAAAUGCUACUCAUUUCAAUCAAAAAACUUUCCAAAUUAUUACAUUGGUGUUGGACAUGAUGAUGUUGUAACUAUUCGACUUCAUAGUAUGGAUGGAUUUUGCAUUGUCAAACCACUUAAUGGACAGUCUGAUGCAGUUUCUCUUCAGUUAGUAAAGGAUAGCUCCCAGUACUUGCGCCUACAAGAUAAUGUCCUCAAGCUGCACUCGAUUGACAUUUUUUCUUCUUUCAAAAAUGAUGCUUCUUUCAUUCUACGUGAUAAUUAUUAUUACCCUGGAUAUGUUUCAUUCGAGUCUGCAUACUCCCAUAAAUAUUACCUUGGACACCAAUCAGAUACCAUCAAAUUGCUCAGAGAAGAACCCUUUGUUGAACUUUACAAAAAAGAUACAAGUUUUAAACUUGUGCAGUUGGAAAAUUCGCGUAUUGGAAAGCAGUAUUUAAUUCAAUGCAAUGAUCUACCACAAUAUCGAAUUGGUGUUAGAAACCAUGAAACAGCAGCUAUUGUUUUCAAAAGCUUGGAUGAAUUUCGUGUUGUUAAAGCACUCAAUGGACAAAGUCAGUAUGUUUCUCUUCAAUCAGUCAAUGAUAAAGAUAAAUAUUUACGUGUUCAAGGAUUUGGUCUUAAGCUACAAUCUAUAGAUUUUACCUCUGAACAUUUUAAUGGUGAUGCAUCUUUUAACUUACUCGAAAGCUAUUAUUACCCAGGCUACAUUUCUUUUGAGUCAGCAAAUAAUCCUGGAUAUUUUCUUAGACAUGAACACUUUACUGUUAAGCUGCUCAAAGAAGAACCCUUCGAUGAAAAAUACAGACGAGCUGCAAGUUUUAAGCUUGUGCGAUCUUCCGUAAAUGCAAGUCGAUCGAUUUUGAAAUUAGUUUUAGAAAUGAACCUAAAGAACAAAGUUCGAGAUCGUCUCCAUAGCAAUAAAGUUUGAAUGUUUACGCCAAAAACAUGGAUGCAAAAAAUAUAAAAAUUAAGCAAAGAUUUUUAUUGAAUAAAUUUGAUUUACUUUGUUA
This is a messenger RNA of Hydra vulgaris (swiftwater hydra), 1869 nucleotides long. RefSeq lists its product as uncharacterized. NCBI's taxonomy places the organism in Eukaryota, Metazoa, Cnidaria, Hydrozoa, Anthoathecata, Hydridae. Gene Ontology annotation, molecular function: alpha-L-arabinofuranosidase activity. Gene Ontology annotation, biological process: L-arabinose metabolic process. The record is from RefSeq and is a predicted model, not a curated record.